Eimeria tenella is the source of this 828-nucleotide messenger RNA. RefSeq lists its product as uncharacterized. The transcript has 7 exons. Lineage: Eukaryota; Apicomplexa; Conoidasida; Eucoccidiorida; Eimeriidae. The record is from RefSeq and is a predicted model, not a curated record. The coding region runs from base 1 to 828 and encodes 275 amino acids.
AUGGAAGAAGAAUCGAUUUUUGGUUCAUUUGACGCGGCGGGGGCCCCGGGGGCCCCCGGCGGGCUCCCAGACAUAGGCUUUUCAAGUUUUGCAGAAAGUCGGAGUUCUGCGGCUGAGGCCCCUCUUUUGCUGCGCAACGAAAACGCAAACGAAGACAAAAAUGAAGUGGACCCUUUGGCAAUCAAACUGGCGGCGGAAAUAAAAGCUUCCGCGGCGAAGGCCGCCGCCGCGGCGGCGCGACCGUGCGCAGUUUCGCUGCGAGUGACGAAUCUGCGGCAAAUGGAGCUCGAAGCUGCUUCUGGAGAAAAUUUAAUUUCUUUAUUUUCAAAUUUGCUGCAAAAUUUGGAAAAAAUGAUUCAAAUUGCGCAGCAGCAGAAGCAGCAGCUGCUGCAGCAGCUCAGUCGCGAAGCCAGGACAGUCUCUCCUACCUCUUCAGCUGCGAAUUUGAUGACGGCGGAGAAGGGAGUGGCGUCGGGGACGGAAAGAACUUUGAAAGGCUGUUUGCUGUCGGAGGCGAGGGUGAUUUUGAAGGUGACUUUCCCGCUGAACGCAAAGAGGGCAACGAGCCUCUCUAUCGCCUUUCUGAAAGAAACGGCCAGCAUGAAUUUCUCUGCAGACUCGAAGCCUCAGGUGCAGCAGAUCUGCGAACAGCUAAUCGACAAGUUUGCUGCCCGUUUGGUGAAAGAUACUUCUUUGUCUCUCCCUGAAGAGACACAAGAAGAGUUCCUCAAGGCAUGGAGAGAAGGCACGGCUGAACGACUGCGUGACCAAUCUCUCUCUUUCCUUCAGACGAAUUUGAGGGGGCCAACCUCGACAGCGCAGGGCUAG